AUGGAAAUGGAGAGAUCGCUGGAAAGAGCUUUUGUAAUGGCGAAUCUGGAACCCCUUUUCGCGUUCUGUUGUUAUUCUUUGAACCAUUUGGAUUUCACGGUUUCAUUCAAACAGAUGGCGGAAGUGACGAAAUUAUUGUACAUCGUGGUGGUGGAAGAAGAUGAAAAGAGAGAGGAAGGAAAGGAGUCUUUCCGGUAUACAAGACCUGUUCUGCAGAGUACUCUGCAGCUCAUGGGAUGCAAAGCUCGUCAUGGUUUCAAGAUUAGCCAAAGGGUUUUUGUUGAAUGA
Messenger RNA from Ilex paraguariensis (yerba mate), 288 nucleotides. The record is from the annotation of a GenBank genome assembly. Lineage: Eukaryota; Viridiplantae; Streptophyta; Magnoliopsida; Aquifoliales; Aquifoliaceae.